This is a messenger RNA of Humulus lupulus (European hop), 1413 nucleotides long. RefSeq lists its product as uncharacterized. Gene Ontology annotation, biological process: DNA integration. Lineage: Eukaryota; Viridiplantae; Streptophyta; Magnoliopsida; Rosales; Cannabaceae. Bases 1 to 1413 code for a protein of 470 amino acids. Gene Ontology annotation, molecular function: nucleic acid binding. The record is from RefSeq and is a predicted model, not a curated record. The transcript is spliced from 5 exons.
AUGGAGAAAACACAUGCCAUAAUUCAGAGUCAAACAACCUCUUUGAGAAACUUGGAGAACCAAGUUGGGCAACUCGCUAAUGACUUAAGAAAUAGACCCCAAGGGAGUUUGCCAAAUGACACCGAAAACCCAAGAAAUCCGGGCAAAGGACAUUGUAAGGUAAUUACCUUGUGCAGUGGCAAGGAAUUGGAAGCCUUGAAGAAGAAUUAUGUGCAUGAAAAAGAGCCCUCUUCAAUCCAAAAUGAGGCAAGGGUUAAAGGAAAUCAAGAAAUUUCUCGUAAAGAUAAUCAAUUUAAGAAGUUUAUGGAUGUUUUGAGGCAGCUACACAUUAAUAUUCUGUUGGUGGAUGCACUUGAGAAAAUGCCCAGUUAUGCCAAGUUUAUGAAAGAUAUCUUGAUAAAGAAAAGAAGACUGGGCAUUGGAGAAGUAAGUCCCACUACAAUAACUUUGCAACCGACGGAUAGAUCACUCUCCCAUCCUGAUGGUAAGAUUGAGGAUUUAUUGGUUCGAGUAGAUAAGUUUAUAUUCCCUGCUGAUUUUAUUGUCCUUGAUUAUGAAGCAGAUAUUGAAGUGGAGUUUGAUUUGGAGACACCAGAUCAAAAGGGAGUGGAAAACAAGGUGGCUUACCAUUUAUCACGGAUGGAACAUGAUGACGAUGCUUACUCUUAUGUUUCUUGUUGUGAUCGCUGCCAGAGAGUCGGUAAUAUCUCAAGGAGAAAUGAAAUGCCUCUCACUAAUAUACUUGAGGUUGAAUUGUUUGAUGUUUGGGAGAUGGACUUCAUGGGUCCUUUCCCUCCAUCCUUCGGGAAUCUAUAUAUCUUAGUGGUGGUUGAUUAUGUUUCUAAGUUGAUGGAGGCAAUAGUUAGUCCUUCAAAUGAUUCUAAAUUGGUAAUGAAGUUCCUCCAUAAGCAUGUGUUUACAAGAUUUUGCACGCCAAGAGCUUUGCUUAGUGACGAGGGUACUCAUUUUGUAAACAAAGCCUUGGAAGCCCUUCUAGAAAAAUACAAUGUUCGCCACAAGAUCGCCAUGGAGUAUCAUCCCCAGACCAAUGGGCAAGUUGAGAUAUCAAAUAGAGAGAUUAAAAUUAUUCUUGGAAAAGUGGUGAAUCCAUCAAGGAAGGAUUGGUUGAAACGAUUACAUGAUGCUUUGUGGGUAUACCAGACAACUUACAAAACUCCAUUCGGCAUGUCUCCAUUUCUCUUGUUCUUGGGGAAGGCUUGUCACCUACCUGUGGAACUUGAGCACUGUGCCUAUUGGGCAAUAAAAAAAUUAAACUUGGAUUAUCAUGCAGCUGGGGAGGCUCGUCUAUUGCAGAUUAACGAAUUAGAAGAGCUGAGGUUGUUUUCUUAUGAGAAUGCCAAGUUGUUUAAGGAGAAGACUAAGCGAUGGCAUCAUAGACACAUUCAAGCUUAA